Messenger RNA from Pochonia chlamydosporia 170, 306 nucleotides. RefSeq lists its product as hypothetical. Lineage: Eukaryota; Fungi; Ascomycota; Sordariomycetes; Hypocreales; Clavicipitaceae. The transcript has a single exon. The coding region runs from base 1 to 306 and encodes 101 amino acids. The record is from RefSeq and is a predicted model, not a curated record.
AUGCCAGAACCCAACCCUCUGCAAGCCGUUCCCAAGUCUUACCCAGACCCAGCAGUCUGGUUCCGAAAGCUGGGGAGCCAAGGGUGCUUCCUAGUUCAGGCGGAGGUACCAGAUUGGACAUACAUACAUACUGCAAACGAACAGGGCCAGCCUGCUCUUGCGCAGGGAACGCAUAAACAAAGCUUGCUUCACAUUAGGAGGACGGGCAAAACCGUAAUUACACGGCAUGGAGAAGGGCUGUGGUGGCAGCGCCUCGUGGAAUCGAUUUUUUCAGCUGUCCUGGCUGUCCAAUCGGUGGGAGGGUGA